ACCAUACACACUUCCAAAUUCCACCUCCAUAACCCCACAAAACAUCUAUCUUUUUAUUCUUUUUUCCAAUCCCCAAAAUCCUUUCUUUAAUUCCUACAUGAUAUAAUCUUGAUCUUGAUUUUGAUUCUUCUUAUUCAUCAAGAUUCAAACUUUACCCUUUUAUGCACAUAACCUGUUUGAUUUAAUGUAACAUUUCUCUUUUCAUAAUUCAUAAAGAUUUACUUAUAAAUCAAGAAUCAAGAAAAAGGGGUCUUUUUUUUGGAUUCAAGAAUGUCACAGAUGCAACCAUUAAAGAAGCCACCAGGCUUCAAAGAUCCUACAAUUCCAAUCCAAAUGCCACCAAGAAAAGUUAAUCUUCCACCUUCAUUCAAUGCACAAAAGAAGAAAAACAGAAGUUGUUGUUGCAGAUGUUUUUGUUGUUGCUUUUUGAUUAUACUAAUCUUGUUACUCUUAUUAGUAGCUGCUUGUGGUUUGUUUUACCUUUGGUUUGAUCCAAAACUCCCUGUUUUCCAUUUAAGAUCUCUUGAGUUUACUAAAUUCAAUGUUAGUGAAAGCCAGGAUGGGCAAAGAUUGAAUGCACAAUCAGCACUUGGGGUGGAGUUAAAAAAUCCAAAUGGGGAGCUGAAGAUUGUGUAUGGUGAUACUAGAGUGGAUUUGAAAGGCGAAAACGACAUAAACAUGGGUGCAGGUGAAGUUGUUGGUUUUGUGCUGGAGAAUAGGAAGGUUAAAGUUGUUAAAUUCGUUAUGAAAUCGAAUGAGUUGUUGUAUGAUGACAGUAUUGGGAAAUUGAUUAUGAAUGGAUUCAAGAACAAGAAUUUGAGAGUUUCUGUUGAUGUGAGUACUGAUAUUGGUGUUGGAUAUAAAGGAUGGAAGAGUUGGAAAAUUAGAGUUAAGGUUUCUUGUGGAUCUUUGAGGUUAAAGCAGAUUGAAAAUGGUGCUACACCAAAAUGUGGCAUCACCUUGUUUAACUGGUUUGAUUUAAACUGAUUGAUUUAAGGAACGAAAGACAUCGCUGUCGGCAUAGGAUGAGAAGAAUGAAAUGCUAUUGUGCCUAAAUCAAAGUUCAUAAUGUUAUGCUCACCAUUAGGAUAUAAAGUUUGAUCUAAGUUAGUUUGAGAAGUUCCAUCUUAUAGUUGGUGUUUUUUUAUAGUAAGGUAGUAGUAGGUGGAGUUGCAAGUAUACCUUAGAAUAAUUUCAACUUGUAACCAAACUAUAAGAGGAUGAAAAAAUAGAUACUAUAAGAGGUACAUUUUACUUGUAAAGGCACUGGCUAUUUCUGUCAUGUGGGACAUUUUACAAAGUUCUUGAAAAUGUGAAAAUACACAUUCACCUCA
This is a messenger RNA of Solanum stenotomum, 1334 nucleotides long. Its product is annotated as NDR1/HIN1-like protein 6. The coding region runs from base 271 to 987 and encodes 238 amino acids. Lineage: Eukaryota; Viridiplantae; Streptophyta; Magnoliopsida; Solanales; Solanaceae. Gene Ontology annotation, cellular component: plasma membrane. The record is from RefSeq and is a predicted model, not a curated record. The transcript has 2 exons.